CAACCAAAGCCAACUGCCAACUGGUUAUCGCCAGGUUCUUGUGCAUAAUCGCAUCGAAUGGGUGAACAUUGUUGUCAACCGCGGAGGGAAGACUUAAACUUUUGAUGAGAAAACGAAGCAAUCAGCUGGGUAAAAACAAAUUUAAGUGAUGGCUCCAAAAAACAAAGAAAGCUCAGGAAAUGCGUCGAAAAAAUCAAAGCGCGUAAUUUCAGAAGAAGAUGAUGAUGAGGACUACAGGCGACGACGAGAUCGAAACAAUCAGGCGGUGAAACGCUCCAGGGUAAAGAGUAAAUUGAAAACACAGCAGACUUUGGAACGAGUGAACCAGUUGAAGACAGAGAACGAAUUGUUGGAAGAGAAGAUUAAAAUGCUCACUAAGGAGCUUGGAUUUUUAAAGGACUUGUUCUUGGCACAUGCAGGUUCUAGUCAGCACACGAUCAACAUCCAGGACUUGGAUUUAAGCACUUUGCUCGCGGAUGACCCUAGGUCUUCCGAUGAUGCAAAGACUGCUACAAAGCUAUAGGAUUGUACAUACCCAUUGAAUGAAAAUUACAUGGCGACAUCAAACCAUUGGGAGUACAGCCGUUCUCUCAGUACUAUGCAAUGACAGCAACAAGGAGGACUACGAUGGCCAUUGAAAAAAGUUGGACUGUUGGUUCAUCCUCUGUUGCUGCUAUCGUUCCAAAAGAACUUUUUCAUUGUUCAUACCUAUGAUUUCUCAUAAUCCUGGAAGAGCGGUAUCAGAAAAUCUCGAUGUUCGCUGUUCUCCAAACUCAAGAUUACGUCGAUAACAAGCACGGAUUUUCUUGUGGAUUUUUUGGUCGAACACGCCUGAAAAUAGAAUCGACUUGUGGGAAAAAACCGUCAAAUGGCGGAGUGCUAGUUGAAUCUCUAGGACGUAUGGAAAAAGAGUUUGUUCGGACUCUGGUAUGAAUGUUACAUCGCCUAUAAAUGAAUAUUCAAAUCAAAAUUUGCAAAGCGGAGUGCAACAUGAAUUGCAGCUCCGUUACCUUAAGAAUGUUGAAUCGAAAUCACAAAUCAAUAUGCAGGGUUAUUAUUAUGUGACAGAGCCCCUGCAUACGGUACGAUCAAGAAGACCGGGAAUGACAUAAAUAUCUGUAUUUGAAUAUACAGUACUCAUAUAUUCAACAUAGAUAGGUAUUUUACUUGGAAAUUUAUAUACAUGCAUACAGGUUACCUAUCACAACAUCAAAUAUGUAUAUAUGUUCCAACAAAAUCUCAAUGUGAUGGUCAAAUUACACGGAGCAGAAGUCAAUACCAGAAGUUACAAUCACAGGUGGAAAUGGAAAAAAGAAGCUAAAACACGAUACAUCUAGGUAAAUAUUACACAUUACCUAAUAUACUUAUGUUACGAUUUGAGAGUAUUUUUGCACAAAAAGGACUCUUAUGUUGAUAAAAUUGGCUUCUACGAAUCGUCUUUUUUAAUACAUAACUCUUUCCAUGGUGCGUGCUACAGGUAAAUGAAUGAAAAAUAUCUCAUUUAUCUUUGAAAAUGUAUACCUAUGUUAGAAUAUGGCUCUCAUUUUUGAUAAUCUGAUGAAACUUCUCUUGAUUAUUUUUUCGAUACCAGUACAGUCUCUCUCAGCACUAUAAGUGUAAUUGUACCAAUAAUUGCAGUGAUAUCGAUAUUGGUAUACAUAUGUAUACACAGGUAAACGAAGAAGUGCACAUACUUAUAUUUGUAUAUUUAAUUUUUAUACGGUGAACUAUUCAUAGAUAUAUUUAUACUUGUUAUAUAUUUAUGUAAAUAAUAUGGUUUUUCUCAAUAUAAGAAAAUAAAAACAUCGCUUACUUAUU
Athalia rosae (coleseed sawfly) is the source of this 1818-nucleotide messenger RNA. RefSeq names its product CCAAT/enhancer-binding protein gamma (gene Irbp18). NCBI's taxonomy places the organism in Eukaryota, Metazoa, Arthropoda, Insecta, Hymenoptera, Athaliidae. The record is from RefSeq and is a predicted model, not a curated record. The transcript is spliced from 4 exons. Gene Ontology annotation, biological process: regulation of transcription by RNA polymerase II; DNA-templated transcription. The coding region runs from base 149 to 523 and encodes 124 amino acids. Gene Ontology annotation, molecular function: DNA-binding transcription factor activity, RNA polymerase II-specific; RNA polymerase II cis-regulatory region sequence-specific DNA binding.